AUGGCACCACCCAAAACUAGCGGCAGCACUGCAUCAGCAACACCUAAAGGCUCGACAGCGUCUCUAAACCCUGCUAUCCAGUCGCUCUGGAAGUCCUACAAUGUCGACACAUCGCCUCGACUGAAGCUUAUUGACGCCUUCCUGGUGUUCAUCAUGCUUACUGGCAUUGCACAAUUUCUGUACUGCAUUCUUGUCACCAAUUUCCCAUUCAAUGCAUUCCUUGCCGGUUUUGCGAGUUCUGUCGGUCAAUUUGUCUUAACGGCAUCCCUCCGCUCGCAAGUUAACCCCGAAAACAAGCAGAGCUUCGCAGACGUCUCGCCGGAAAGAGCUUUCGCGGACUUUGCAUUUGGUUCCAUCAUUCUCCACUUCUUUGUAUUUAACUUCUUAGGAUGA
Fomitiporia mediterranea MF3/22 is the source of this 393-nucleotide messenger RNA. Its product is annotated as defender against death DAD protein. The transcript has 3 exons. The record is from RefSeq and is a predicted model, not a curated record. Gene Ontology annotation, cellular component: oligosaccharyltransferase complex; membrane. Gene Ontology annotation, biological process: protein N-linked glycosylation. Lineage: Eukaryota; Fungi; Basidiomycota; Agaricomycetes; Hymenochaetales; Hymenochaetaceae. Bases 1 to 393 code for a protein of 130 amino acids.